AAAAAGGAAAAGGGUUCUGCCGUUGAGUUUCAGUCUUUCACUCUCCUCUCCCUCACGCAGCUUUUCCAAGUUCCAAAGGUCUUCCAUCGCGCCGCCGUUCGUCUCACCCUAGCCACCCGUCGCGCCGCCCUCCUGUCUCACCUGGUCGUUCGCUAUCCUCCCUUAGUUCGCCAACGCGAGCAUCUCCAGGUCCUGCUCCGCAGCUCUUGCCCGUCGUCCGUCCGUCGUGUGCGUUGGCAGCUCGCCAGUGUUCGUCGCCAGCUCGCCGUCGUCGUCACCAGCUCCCCAUCGUCCGUCGCCAGCUCGCCAGUGUUUGUCGCCAGCUUCCCGUCGUCCGGCGCUCUCCCUCAAACCUCUGCUCACUACCCUCUCCGGUGUGACCCCCGUCUGCCAGUGUUCUGCUGCCCUGAACUGCAUCAACAUAAUUAGCAUACCCAUUGUUGCUGGUGUUCUGCUACUUUGCCGAUACCCUUGAACUUGGUGGUGCUCUUCAAUCUGGAAAACAAAAUAAAAAAUAAAAGUGAAGUGGCCAGGCUGCACCUCAAGUUUUCAUCUUUGCUUUCCUGAUAAGGAAGAAGAAGAAUUAUAAUUCAGAAGAGGAAUUUGAGAAGAAAAUAGUUCAUUUCAUCACUUUUCGUGAAAUUGUAACGCUAGUGUUUACUCUUAUUUAUACUAUGUUUACUUAGAGGUAAUCUUAUUGUUGUAAUUAGGCCUUGCCCAAUUAUACUAAUUACACCAUCACCAUUUUGGUUAGUUAGACACCAACAACCACCUUGUAGGUUUACAACAUUCAUGGAACAGUGUUACUAUGGUGUCAAUGAACAGAACCCGUCUAAGGCUUUGGUAUAUUAAAUUUUUGCCUCACUCAAUUUUCCAACGCUUGUACCUCCCGUUCAAGAACCCAACCAUUCAAACCUUUGUUUCACAAGCCGCUGUAGAUUUAACAUCUCAAUACUCCACACAACCCUCAAUAUCCUACUCCAACCUGUUGUCUCAAUGUGUUGCCACCAAGUCCCUCCAUUUAGGCAUGGUGGUCCAUGCCCAUAUGAUCAAAUUUGGGUUUUCCAACAACCAAAGCCUAAAGAACCACCUUGUGACAAUGUAUUCCAAGUGUCACCAUUUUGGGGUUGCCCGUAAGUUGGUUGAUCAAAGUGCUGAACCAGAUUUGGUUUCUUGGUCUGCUUUAAUAUCUGGCUUUGUGCAGAAUGGGCUUGUUAAUGAAGCCCUUUCAGCCUUGAGUGACAUGUGCAUGUUGGGUGUUAAGUGCAAUGAGUUCACAUUCCCUAGCGUCCUUAAGGCAUGCUCCAUCAAGAAGGACUUGAACAUGGGCAAGAAGGUUCAUGGGAUGACUGUGGUGACAGGUUUUGAUUCUGAUGGCUUUGUUGCUAAUGCUUUGGUUGUUAUGUAUGCUAAGUGUGGGCAGCUAGGUGAGUCUAGGAGAUUAUUUGGCACAAUAGAGGAAAGAAAUGUUGUUUUGUGGAAUGCCUUGUUCUCUUGUUAUAUGCAGAGUGAUUUCUAUGUCGAAGCAGUGGAUAUGUUCAAGGACAUGGUUCAGAGAGGAGUGAGGCCUAAUGAGUUUAGCCUUUCGAUCAUAUUGAAUGCCUGUGCUGGACUGCGGGAUGGUGGUCUAGGAAGGAUGCUUCAUGGGAUUUUGCUGAAGUUGGGACAUGAUUCAGAUCAAUUUUCCAAAAAUGCAUUAGUUGACAUGUAUGCAAAAGCUGGGGAGAGUAAAGAUGCUGUUGCUGUUUUUCGAGAAAUUAAGCACCCUGAUAUUGUGUCUUGGAAUGCAGUUAUUGCUGGUUGUGUUCUUCAUGAGUGUAAUGAUUUAGCUUUGAUGCUUUUGGAGGAGAUGAAAAGCUCUGGAACUUGUCCUAAUUUGUUUACCUUCUCGAGUGCUCUAAAGUGCUGUGCUGCAAUGGGGUUGAAGGAUUUGGGCAGGCAGUUACAUUCUAGUUUGUUAAAGAUGGAUACUAAUUCAGAUUUAUUUUCUGCAGUUGGGCUAAUAGACAUGUAUUCAAAGUGUGAAAUGAUGGAUGAUGCUAGAAUAGCUUUUGAACUGAUGCCAAAGAAGGAUAUCAUUGCAUGGAAUGCUUUGAUUUCUGGUUACUCACUUUGUGGUGAUGACUUAGAAGCAGUCUCCCUUUUUGCUAAAUUGCAUCAUGAGGAUACAGAUUUCAACCAAACUACUUUAUCAACUGUUCUCAAAUCCGUUGCCACCUUGAUGGCAAUUAAGAUGUGCAAGCAACUUCAUGCACUUUCCAUCAAAUAUGGAAUUUAUUCUGAUUUCUAUGUAAUAAACAGCCUACUAGAUGGAUACGGAAAGUGUAACUACAUAGGUGAAGCUUCAAAAAUAUUUGAAGAACGAACUUGGGAAGAUUUGGUGGCUUACACAUCAAUGAUAACAGCAUAUUCUCAAUACGGGGAUGGAGAGGAGGCUUUGAAGCUAUAUCUGCAAAUGCAACAUGCAGAUAUCAAGCCAGAUGCAUUUGUCUGCAGUUCUCUUUUAAAUGCUUGUUCAAAUCUGUCUGCGUAUGAACAAGGGAAACAAUUACAUGUCCAUACCAUCAAGUUUGGAUUUAUGUCUGAUAUUUUUGCAAGCAAUUCCCUGGUUAAUAUGUAUGCAAAAUGUGGAAGCAUAGAAGAUGCUGGUCGCGCCUUUUCUGAGAUACCAAAGAGGGGAACAGUCUCAUGGUCUGCAAUGAUUGGGGGGUUGGCUCAACAUGGCCAAGGUAAACAGGCUCUUCAGUUGUUCAGUCAAAUGCUUGAAGAUGGUGUGCCGCCCAAUCAUAUUACUUUAGUAAGUGUUCUUUGUGCAUGUAAUCAUUGUGGUUUGGUAAGUGAGGGAAAGCAGUAUUUUGAAACAAUGGAAGAAAAAUUUGGUAUUAAACCUACACAAGAGCAUUAUGCUUGUAUGAUUGAUCUACUUGGACGAUCAGGGAAAUUGAAUGAAGCAAUGGAACUCGUAAAUUCCAUUUCAUUUGAAGCUGAUGCCUCAGUUUGGGGGGCGCUUCUUGGAGCAGCAAGAAUCCAUAAAAACUUGUUGCAAAGGUUAGAAAACUUAUGA
Messenger RNA from Arachis duranensis, 3064 nucleotides. Its product is annotated as pentatricopeptide repeat-containing protein At4g13650. The transcript has 3 exons. NCBI's taxonomy places the organism in Eukaryota, Viridiplantae, Streptophyta, Magnoliopsida, Fabales, Fabaceae. Gene Ontology annotation, biological process: RNA modification. The record is from RefSeq and is a predicted model, not a curated record. Gene Ontology annotation, molecular function: RNA binding; protein binding. Bases 809 to 3064 code for a protein of 751 amino acids.